AGCCAUACAUUGUCCCAUCCAGAUUUCGAUUCGCGCUAACGCCGAAGGAGAUCACUGAUCAGAUACAAAGCCAUCAAGAGCGGUGCUCGAUACCAGGUAUGACUUGCAGAUUUUAUAGGCAUCUCGGUUAUGUCUUCGUCUAGCUUAGAUGCUCCGGCUCGUAGGCCUUGCCAAGCACGUGAGGUUUCAGAACUUUUGCUUCGCCUCUUCCUUUCAAAAUCCCAAAGCUCCCACACGACGAAGCUAGUUCUCUUUCUCUCUGGUUGGUCCGUUUAUCACUUUGGAACGGCCGUAUCUGCCGGUGCUGUUUUGGCCCCAAUAUCUAUUGACUCACAGCCUCAUCCUGAAUUACGCCGUACAGUAGCGCCCGACAAUAUGAGUACCUAUAACAGAACAGAGCUACCUCCCCGCGGUACCAAACGCAGUUGCCCCAACAUGCGCACUUGCCGGCCCGGACUAGGAGUAGCCAGCUUCAACCCAUUCGUCUCGAAUCGCGAGGCCAUGCUACGUCGAAUCUGCAUGCUUGGGAUUCUCCUCACCCGCACUGCCAACUCUGUCUUCAUCACUCUUUCUCAUGGAAUGGGUCCCUCAAUCAUCCCAUCAAUCCUUCUGGGCAUCCUGUUCUUCUUCUUCGUAGCCUACUCCCUCCAUCUCAUUGGGGAGAUGACCGGCUCGAGGAAGUCUGCGGCAUCGUCUGGAGCAAGUGGCAUUUCGACGCUUUCCUCGCGAUUACCUUCUUGAUCCACGUGGGGUUCAUUGGCAGAUACUUCGUGGGUAUGCCCGGAACCGUGUUGAGUGCGUUGUGGAUCACGAUGGGAUUGCUGAUCU
Messenger RNA from Mytilinidion resinicola, 828 nucleotides. RefSeq lists its product as uncharacterized. The record is from RefSeq and is a predicted model, not a curated record. Lineage: Eukaryota; Fungi; Ascomycota; Dothideomycetes; Mytilinidiales; Mytilinidiaceae. The transcript has 3 exons. Bases 130 to 741 code for a protein of 203 amino acids.